Notechis scutatus (mainland tiger snake) is the source of this 1257-nucleotide messenger RNA. RefSeq names its product nodal growth differentiation factor (gene NODAL). Gene Ontology annotation, cellular component: extracellular region. The record is from RefSeq and is a predicted model, not a curated record. Gene Ontology annotation, molecular function: growth factor activity; cytokine activity. NCBI's taxonomy places the organism in Eukaryota, Metazoa, Chordata, Lepidosauria, Squamata, Elapidae.
AUGUCUUCCAGAUUCACUUCAAUCCAGAAGCGGGCCUAUUGGACUCUGGCAUUCCUCAACCUGUUGCUCAGUUUCCAGCCUGCCGUUACCGGUUUCUCUCCGCAGCGAGCCGAAGAGCCCUCCGCCGCAGACCCUGUCCGUCUCCGGCACCCCAGAGCCGCGUACCCGGUGUAUAUGCUGCACCUCUACCGUUCCCUGCUUGCCGGCCAUCACCUGGGCCAGUCCACUGCCGAAGCCUCAGCUUUGAAAGAAUCCGACUCCAUCCUCAGCCUGGUGGCUCGAACUUCAUUCCAAUUUGGGGAGCACUGGGACUUCUCCUUUGACAUGACCUCCAUCUCCAGCAGCUAUGAUAUCAAGCUGGCACAGCUCCGGGUUCAUCUACUGACUUUCUCUCAACCUAGAAAUAUCACUGUGCAUAUUUAUCAUAGCCACAACUACACAUGUUAUGGGAAUCAGACUUGCAUAGAUAGGGUGUUCCUUGGUUCUUUUGUGAGUAGCCUCUCGCUCAACCAUUCACCCUGGAAAAUCUUCAACAUCACUAGCUUAUUACAUCUUUGGCUUCACCAAGGGAUGCCAUCAGGCAUUGAGAUUCCAGAAGUCCCACAGCAAGACUGGGAAGAGGGGGAUAUAUUUGAGGACAAUAGUAACCCAACAGUGGGUGCAUUUCAGGAUAAGCAUGCCCAUAAUAAUUCUAGAGAGGAUGAGAAGCAUUUUGUGUCCAAUGGUCGUGAUAGAGCACUCUUGGUGAUCUUCUCCAAAGAUAAGCAACCCAUGGAGCCUUCUCAGGGUUCAAGUCUCAUUAAAACUGUAGAGAUGUCCAAGCAUGUUCUGUUUGAUAACAUAACCAAAGAAGCUGGAGGACGUCGCCAUCGUAGAAACAGGAAACAGAAACAAAGAAUUAAACUGAACACUCUCCAAUUCUCCAAGUGGGCGGAAGAAGGCAGAUCUCUAUGCAAAAGAGUUGAUAUGAUGGUGGAUUUUGAUAAAACUGGCUUUGGAAGCUGGAUUGUGCAUCCCAAGAAGUAUAAUGCCUAUCGCUGUGAAGGAGAAUGUCCAUCACCUGUCGAUGAGACCUUCAAACCAACAAAUCAUGCUUAUGUUCAGAGCUUGCUGAAGGUAUACCAACCUAACCGAGUGCCCUGUCCAUCCUGUGCUCCAAUCAGGUUAAGUCCGUUGUCCAUGCUUUAUCAUGAGAAGGGAAGAAUAAGGGUCCGUCACCAUGAAGACAUGGUAAUUGAAGAAUGUGGCUGCAACUAA